This is a messenger RNA of Prorocentrum cordatum, 211 nucleotides long. Lineage: Eukaryota; Dinophyceae; Prorocentrales; Prorocentraceae. The record is from the annotation of a GenBank genome assembly.
GGCUGGAGAGUGGAGGGAGCGAGCAGCGAGGAGCGAAGAGGAGGAGGCCUCCCCGUGCUCGGGGCGCCCCCCGCUGCGCGGCGCCCUUGCCUCGGGGCGAGGUCGGGGCUUCUCUGGGUGGCUCCAGGCAUCUGCGGGUGAAAAGGCCACGCAAAAGAAGAAGAACCUGCACGAGUAUCAACUUUCAGAGGUCCGCGUGGCUGGCGUCUGA